Oldenlandia corymbosa var. corymbosa is the source of this 912-nucleotide messenger RNA. NCBI's taxonomy places the organism in Eukaryota, Viridiplantae, Streptophyta, Magnoliopsida, Gentianales, Rubiaceae. The record is from the annotation of a GenBank genome assembly.
AUGGGAAGCUCAGAGACACUGGUGGAAGCGGCGCUCCGAGUUCUGAACACGGGUGACCCGUUUGAGAAGGCCCGUUUGGGUGACCAAGUAGCUAAUCAAUGGCUGCAAGGACUAAUUGCUCAGCCUUACGACUCAUCCCAAGAACUCACAGUCCCCGAUCGCCCUGCCAGGCUCAACAAUGUGAAGCUGGUGUCCCCUGGUAUGAUGCCGAAGCUGGGCAAAGCUGGAAGCUUGCAGAGUAGACAAGCCAUUGUACACAGUCUUGUUCACACUGAGAGCUGGGCAAUUGACUUGUCUUGGGACAUUAUUGCUCGUUUCGGUAAGCAAGAGAGCAUGCCUAGAGAUUUUUUCACUGAUUUUGUCAAGGUAGCUCAAGAUGAAGGCAGGCAUUUCACUCUGCUUGCGAAACGGCUUGAAGAGCUGGGAUCGUCUUAUGGAGCUUUGCCAGCACAUGAUGGUCUUUGGGACUCUGCUAUGGCCACUUCCAAGGACUUGCUAGGUCGUUUAGCUAUUGAACACUGUGUUCACGAGGCUCGUGGCCUUGACGUGGUGCCAACAACAAUCUCCCGUUUCCGCAAUGGAGGAGACGAUCAGACUGCUGACCUUUUGGAGACGGUGGUAUACCCUGAAGAGAUUACACAUUGUGCUGCCGGAGUCAAGUGGUUUAGGUAUCUUUGCCUGAGAACUCGAAACCAAGAAGGGGAUGACGGCAUUUUGAUGCUGCAGUUACUAAAUUCUGGCAGCGGUGACGAUGACGACCAAGUGGUUAAGAAAUUUCACGAGGUGGUCCGGACAUACUUCAGAGGGCCACUGAAACCUCCUUUUAAUGAGGCAGCAAGAAGAGCCGCUGGAUUUGGUCCCCAGUGGUACGAACCUUUAGCUGUCAAAUUUGCAGCUGCUGAAUUAGAGUAG